AUGGGUUUAACAAUGAGUAUACUAGGUGUUCAAUGUAAGAACCCUAUCAGUCGGAAUUACACCACCUAUCGUGAAUCUAUCAGUCGGAAUUACACCACCUAUCGUGAAUCCAUCAGUCGGAAUUACACCACCUAUCGUGAAUCCAUCAGUCGGAAUUACACCACCUAUCGUGAAUCUAUCAGUCGGAAUUACACCACCUAUCGUGAAUCUAUCAGUCGGAAUUACACCACCUAUCGUGAAUCUAUCAGUCGGAAUUACACCACCUAUCGUGAAUCCAUCAGUCGGAAUUACACCACCUAUCGUGAAUCCAUCAGUCGGAAUUACACCACCUAUCGUGAAUCCAUCAGUCGGAAUUACACCACCUAUCGUGAAUCCAUCAGUCGGAAUUACACCACCUAUCGUGAAUCUAUCAGUCGGAAUUACACCACCUAUCGUGAAUCCAUCAGUCGGAAUUACACCACCUAUCGUGAAUCUAUCAGUCGGAAUUACACCACCUAUCGUGAAUCAGUCGCUGAAGAGUUGAAUUCGGCAUCGAGGCAGGAUUCGUCGGGCGUUUUUGCUAAUUAG
Messenger RNA from Pecten maximus, 567 nucleotides. RefSeq lists its product as uncharacterized. Bases 1 to 567 code for a protein of 188 amino acids. Lineage: Eukaryota; Metazoa; Mollusca; Bivalvia; Pectinida; Pectinidae. The record is from RefSeq and is a predicted model, not a curated record. The transcript is spliced from 2 exons.